Aureobasidium namibiae CBS 147.97 is the source of this 1596-nucleotide messenger RNA. RefSeq lists its product as uncharacterized. The coding region runs from base 1 to 1596 and encodes 531 amino acids. The record is from RefSeq and is a predicted model, not a curated record. Gene Ontology annotation, molecular function: ATP binding; tRNA binding; phenylalanine-tRNA ligase activity. Gene Ontology annotation, cellular component: cytoplasm; phenylalanine-tRNA ligase complex; cytosol. The transcript is spliced from 3 exons. NCBI's taxonomy places the organism in Eukaryota, Fungi, Ascomycota, Dothideomycetes, Dothideales, Saccotheciaceae. Gene Ontology annotation, biological process: phenylalanyl-tRNA aminoacylation.
AUGGCCGGACAACGUGGACCCGUACCGGUGUACGCUGGGCGCGACCUCACUCAGGAAGUGCUGGACCUCCUCGACACCAAGCAAAGCGUAGCGACCGAGAGCGACCUCCCCGAUGUUGCACAAGCCGAAAUCAAGGCCGCCCUGGACAGACUGGCCUCGAGAAACAUGGUCGUCUACGAGACCAACGACCAGGAACAAGUCAUUCUCACCAACGAGGGCGAACAGAUUGCCAACGAGGGCAGCCACGAGUUCAAGGUGUGGGAGGCUGUCAAGAGAAGAGGUCAGAUCACCAUAAAGGAGCUCCAGGUUGGCGCAGACUCGGCCAAGGUCGGACAAGGCAACGCCUUCAAGCUCAAGUGGAUCAAAAAGGACGGCGACGUCCUCGUGUCGCUGGUCGACUCUCCCAAGGACACAACCCGCGACACCCUCGCUGCCAUCCAGAGCACCAAAUCCCUCUCAGACAACAAGCUGCUCGCCGACCUCAAGAAGCGCAAGUUGGUCACCGUCACAAAAGUCAUCAGCUACAAGGUUACCAAGGGCGACAAGUACGCAAAGCAAAUGCCCGUCGAGCACACCGAUCUCACGCCCGAGAUGCUCGAGUCUGGCGAGUGGAAGACUGCAAACUUCAAGCCCUACAACUUUGCUGCCAAGGGUGCUCAGCAGCAGGCUGGUGCUCUGCACCCGCUCAUGAAGGUCCGCGAGGAGUUCCGCAAGAUCUUCUUCCACCAGGGCUUCAUUGAGAUGCCCACUGGCAGAUUCGUCGACACUGGCUUCUGGAACUUCGACGCCCUCUUCGUGCCCCAGCAACACCCCGCCCGCGAUCUCCAAGACACCUUCUACGUCUCCGACCCCGUGUCCGCCGACUUCCCGCGCGCCGACCCCAUCGCAGACGCCGCCAUGGAAGCCAUGGAAAAGGACGCCAAACUCUACGACCCCCGUCUCGCUUCUUCCUCGUCCCCCAAACUCGACUACCAGCAAUACUACGACAACGUCCGCAAAGUACACCAAGACGGCGCUUUCGGCUCGAUCGGCUACCGCUACCCUUACAACGACUCGGAGACCACGAAACUCGUCUUGCGCACCCACACCACCGCCGUCUCCACAUACGUCCUGCACCGCCUGGCAGCCAACCCCCGCCCUUGCCGCUACUUCUCCAUCGACCGCGUCUUCAGAAACGAAACCGUCGACGCCACCCACCUGGCGGAAUUCCACCAGGUCGAAGGCGUCAUCGCCGACUACGACCUCACUCUCGGCGGCCUCAUGGCCUUCCUCGAGGGCUUCUUUGCCAAACUCGGCAUUUCGAAUCUUCGCUUCAAGCCCGCGUACAACCCUUACACCGAGCCCUCGAUGGAAGUCUUUGGUUACCACCAAGGAUUGGGUAAAUGGGUGGAGAUUGGCAACUCGGGAAUGUUCAGGCCGGAAAUGUUGGAGGCCAUGGGUCUGCCCAAGGAUUUGAGGGUUUAUGGCUUUGGAUUGAGUUUGGAGAGGCCGACGAUGAUCAAGUACAAGGUGUCGAAUAUCAGGGAUCUGCUGGGUCACAAGGUUGAUUUGAACUUUAUCGAGAGCAAUGCUGCUGUUAGACUCGAUAAGGAUUAG